AUGACAGCUAUAAAGGUACAUGGUGGAACCUCGAGGCUGCUGGUAAAUGAAGAAGUGCAUAUUUGCCUACCUUGGCGUAUCAAAUAUACGCAAUCUCACAUACUGCAUUCCAAAUGCUCCAAGAGUGAAAAUGGCUGCAGUAGCAGCAAGGACAAUGAGGCCUGUCAGUUUUGCGUAUAUAAUAAUACCUUAGAGCUGCCGCAUAUGCCUGACAUGGUGUUCCCCAAUAACGUAUUGAUACUGACUCAUUAGAAUGGAGCAUUGCUGCAAUUCAAUGCUCUGGAUGCUCUGAGGCAUGUGUCCAAUGGGAUAAUCAACAUACAACUGGCAUGGAAAGAGGCAUGGAAAGUAUCUAGACCAGACAGCAGUGAAUAUUUGGAAGAAAGGGUGAAACCCUUCGAUUGGACGUUCACUACUGACUACACUGGUACAGUAUCCGGCUUUGAGGUUGAAGAGACCGACGAGAGGAUCGAUAUGGAUAAACUGAGACAGAGAGACAAGAUCCUGUUCUAUAAUGAUUUAACAUUGUUCGAAGACGAACUUCACGACAACGGUAUUGCGGUAAAUUCAGUGAAAAUUAGAGUCAUGCCCGGUAGCUUCUUCAUACUAUUACGAUACUUCUUGAGAAUCGACAAUGUAAUGCUGAGGAUAAACGAUACUCGCUUUUAGCACGAACUCGGCAAGAAUUACUUGUUACGCGAGUUCACGUCACGAGAAGCCGAGGUUCAAGAUAUCCGAGCCUCCCCGGCGCUCUUCUCGGAGCCGAGCGAAAUAGCGCCCCACUUGCCACUAAUUAGAAGCCAUUAUCACAAGUUGAUAAUACCUGAAAAAGAAGAAGCUAAAUUAAACGAAGACGCGAGCAACUCUCAAGACACGUCCGCGGAGUCGCGGGAUACAUCUGCGACUGAAGGGAAACCAGAGCAACCCGGUGAAAACACGACGGACUGCUCCAUCAUCUAAGACUUAUUCCACUGAAACUCGCGUGUGAUAUGUGAUAUCGUGUUUGCUCGCGAAGAAACACUGAUGAGGAACUCGCUCUGUAGAGAUCAUUGAUUCUCGAUACCUUGGAUGUGACAAAAAACACUCGAAGGAUCUAUAUUUAUGCGCCGAAAGUGAGACGUCGCUUUUAUCUCGGGUCGAUUGAUAUCAAAGUCCCAAUCGAGACCGAAAUCUCGGUCUUAACUCACGCUUGUCAUUUGAUUAUUCACGUCUUUCCUUCACGCGUUUUAAUUUUGUAUGAAGACCUACCUAAAGAUAAAUCGUCAUCCGUCGGUGUCCGCCGCAAACUCUGCGAUAUCAAUCUUUAUUCUUUUUAUUUUGGCGCAUUCAAAUUUCCAGGCAUUCGUAAAGUAUAUUCUAUCGCAGGUCGAGA
Messenger RNA from Dinoponera quadriceps, 1372 nucleotides. RefSeq names its product TIP41-like protein. The transcript is spliced from 5 exons. The record is from RefSeq and is a predicted model, not a curated record. NCBI's taxonomy places the organism in Eukaryota, Metazoa, Arthropoda, Insecta, Hymenoptera, Formicidae. Gene Ontology annotation, biological process: TOR signaling. Gene Ontology annotation, cellular component: cytosol.